AUGGAUACAAACAGCUCCAUAGAUUACAAGGCGCUUUUUCUACAGGAAAAAGAGCGAAACCGAAAUACAACUCUGGUAGAAUUUCUCCGCUGUUGUCACAGUGUAUUAUCACGACCGUUACGAGUUCGCGCAAGUUCCGACUCGACUACAGGGGAAAUCCCCAUCCCCAAAGGAAAGCACUGUCCAACACGACUAGAGCGAUGGGUUGACUGUUCAACCCAGCAGCAACACGUUUACAACGCCGUGCGUCGCUACCUCCAGCCAGAAGAAAAUGCGCCACGCGUCUUUCCGCCGCGGAUUGUGCUGGAAGGACUCGGUGAACACUUUAAGGGGUCGAUGGGUGCUGAAUACGAUCUGCAGACUUAUGAGAGACUUGCAGUGGAAGACCAUACCCGUUAUAUUUUUUCGGAACUGUGUAAAAUCCCCGCCGCCCGGGAAGAGUUUGGGCUUGGUGAUGGGGUUCUCUUUGAUAGCCAUUCUAAUGUUUUGAAUGAUACCGAAAUCGUCGAAACAGAUACCAAAGAAGCAUCAGCCAACCCCCGUGGAAAGCCGGAUCAACUCUUCAUUCAUCGUGUUGAUGACACAACCACCACCCUUCUCACAACUGCCGAAUACAAGCCUCCACAUAAGCUUCCUUUAGAGGACAUCCGUAGAGGUCUUCGGGAUAUGGACUUGUGGAAAGAGAUGGUUUGGUCAAACAAGACGCCUAAUGGCGAAGCUGAGUCAUUAGUGUACAAUUCGCAGCGGCUUGUGUGCUCGGCAAUUGUUCAAGAAUACCAUGUCAUGAUUCAAGAAGGAUUGGAAUAUUCUUACUUGACGACUGGGUUGGCCCUCGUUCUUCUCCGAGUUCCAUACGACAAGCCAAACAUUUUGUAUUACUAUUUUUGUGAGCCCAACCAGGAGGUGGAUCAUGGAGAUGGAGAUCUCCAAUACCCCAACACAGCUAUUGCAAGGGUUCUCUGUCUAUGCCUGAUGAGCUUUUGCUCACAGCCACGCAACCAAGAGUGGCGAAAUAAGUAUUGUCGUGAUCUGAAGGUUUGGACGACACAGUUUGAUGAUUUGCAUGAAAGUGUUCGCUCUCGCGAGCUACAAUCCGAUGAUACAAGCUAUGUAAGCCCUAUUUCGCCUACCACUAGCCCAGAGUUUCAGGAGUCGUCAUCUCCAGCCGAGUCGCCCAGAGGACCAGCUCGCAGAGUACCCACACGAUCUCAAGGUAGCUGCGCACCAUCAAACCUUGGAGACCAGACGGGGUCUCUAGACUCAUCAGGGUCCGAGUCAGAUUUUGCAACAUCAGGACGAAAGCGAGGGUUCAGUCAAGUCGAAGCUUCGCCUUCACAGCGACUCUCUCGCCAAAAUGAGCGUGACAAUCAAAGGGAUAUCUCCCAACGACAACGUGCACAGUUCUGUACUCAGCGUUGUCUUUUGGGGGUGCAAAAUGGCGACGCUCUGGAUGGUUCCUGCCCAAAUGUUCAUAUUCACCGGCAAAGCGGAGACGGAAUUAGGCAUCCUGUCAAUGCUGCCAAAUUGAUGUCAUACCUUAAAAAGCAGAUGGAUGAGAAUAUCGACCGAUGCAUCCCAUUUGGGACUUGCGGAUCAUACGGCGCCCCGUUUAAGCUAACAUGUUCUUCUCAUGGGUAUACUGUUGUGGGAAAGGGGACGACGUCCGGUCUCUGGCAACAACACGUCUCUCGCGAAGUUGAGAUAUACCAUAUUUUGCGAAGAGCGCAAGGGUCUGCUGUCCCAGUUUUCCUCGGCAAGAUAGAUCUAGCAAAGACUUACUUUCUGCAUGGAGCUGGACAAAUUCGGCAUAUGCUCGUCAUGGGCUGGGCCGGUACGAGCACAGCAAAGCUCGAACAAACCAUAGAGCUUCGCCGGGAGAUCAAAAGCUCGAAACAAAAGAUACGCGCUUUGGGGGUACGACACUUGGACCUUCGGCCUGAUAAUAUCCUAUGGAAUGCUGAGCUAGGACGAGCUUUGAUUAUUGACUUUCACCGAUGCGAGCUAGAUUAUCGACCUGCUACAGACCGUUCAAAAUCAUUGAAGAGGCCUCGGCGCGAAGCACAAAUGUCCGGGGCCAAGCGAGGACGGAUUAUCUAG
Messenger RNA from Penicillium paradoxum, 2097 nucleotides. RefSeq lists its product as uncharacterized. NCBI's taxonomy places the organism in Eukaryota, Fungi, Ascomycota, Eurotiomycetes, Eurotiales, Aspergillaceae. The transcript has a single exon. Bases 1 to 2097 code for a protein of 698 amino acids. The record is from RefSeq and is a predicted model, not a curated record.